Aspergillus pseudonomiae is the source of this 1866-nucleotide messenger RNA. Its product is annotated as nicotinate phosphoribosyltransferase. Bases 131 to 1600 code for a protein of 489 amino acids. The record is from RefSeq and is a predicted model, not a curated record. Gene Ontology annotation, biological process: NAD+ biosynthetic process. Lineage: Eukaryota; Fungi; Ascomycota; Eurotiomycetes; Eurotiales; Aspergillaceae. Gene Ontology annotation, molecular function: nicotinate phosphoribosyltransferase activity. The transcript has 5 exons.
CCCUACUACAUAAUUGCCUUCCUUCGACUGGGGACUGUACCCCAUUGAAUUGCAUUGCGCGCAUUACAUCCACCGGGUAUUUCUAGCUACCGCAACUAGCACUCUAUAGGGGCUUCGGAAACAAGCCAUAAUGGGCCAAGAAAGUUCCCCUCCAAUUCCGGAGGGCAUUUGCUCUCUUCUUGAUACUGAUUUGUACAAGUUGACAAUGCAAUGUGCCGUUCUGAAGUACUUCCCUGAUGUUAACGUGACGUAUGGGUUCACGAACCGUACUCCACACAUGAAGUUAACGCGCGGGGCCCACAAAUGGCUUCUGAAGCAAAUGGACAGACUUGCGAACAUUCGAAUCACGGAAGAAGAGAUUAAAUUCUUGAGGACUCGAUGUCCAUACUUCAACGAUGCUUACCUGGAUUUCCUGACCACGUUCAAGCUCAAGCCUUCAGAACAGAUCGAAAUCAAGUUUUCACCCGUGAAUGAUACCGGCAGCGACAGUGACACGGGUGAUGUCGAGUAUUUGGUCAAGGGUCUCUGGGUUGACACGAUUCUGUACGAGAUCCCGCUGUUAGCGUUGACGAGCGAGGCGUACUUUAUGUUCAGCGAUAAGGACUGGGAUUAUAGUUGCCAAGAGGAGAAGGCAUAUCGGAAAGGAUGCACGCUGCUUGAGAAUGGUUGCAUCUUCUCCGAGUUCGGAUCGAGACGACGCCGUGAUUACCAUACUCAUGACCUGGUGAUGACUGGGCUGAUGAAGGCUGCUGAAGAGGGAAAACGACAAGGGUGGAAGGGUAAAUUCACAGGGUCAAGCAAUGUUCACUUUGCUAUGAAAUAUGGUGUCGACCCUGUCGGCACCGUGGCGCAUGAAUGGUACAUGACCAUUGCUGCCUUUACGGAUGAUUACGAGAAUGCCAACGAGUUGGCCCUGCGGUACUGGCUUGGCUGUUUUGGAAAAGGAGUUCUGGGUAUCGCCUUGACGGACACAUUCGGUACCCCCGCUUUUCUUGAUGCAUUCCGGAAGCCGAUUCCUGCAUUUACCUCCGCAGGAGUUGGUGCAGUCAGCACAUCGGCAUCUGGACCUGCCACAACUAGCGAGUCGACAGUUCAAAGCGAGGCGGACACCAAGGCCCCGAUCACCGCACCACUUCAUGACGGUGGAGCUCAGAUCUCCAAAGAAACAUAUGCUCAAGCCUAUACCGGUGUGCGUCAGGACUCCGGUGAUCCUGUAUACUUCGUGAAGAUGGUGCGGGACUUCUACGACAAGGAAGGCGUCACAGACAAGAAGACCAUGGUAUUCUCUGACUCUCUCAACAUCGAGCAUUGUCUUGAGUAUAAGGUUAUUGCGGAGGAAGCUGGAUUCCAACCUGUCUUUGGUGUUGGCACAUUCUUUACCAACGACUUUACGAAUAAAUCAAAUGAUGAAAAGUCCAAGCCGCUCAAUAUUGUCAUCAAGAUCUCUACAGCAAAUGGUCGCCCGGCUGUCAAGCUCAGUGACAACAUGGGCAAGAAUACGGGAGACAAACAGAAAGUCCAGGAAGUGAAGAAGAAGCUCGGCUAUGUCGAACAUGAAUGGGAAGAAGGCGACGAGAGCAACCGUUGGUCCAAGCGCUAGUCGCCUAGACGCUAAGACUGGAGUGCCGAAUAGAGGAUGGUCACUAGCUAUAAUGUCUUUUCCAUAGAGAUACUCUACCUAGACGGAGGGCUGUUAUACAACUAUGAACUCAAGUUAAAAGGGAACAGGAAUUUUUAUCUUGGUUGGGUGGAUUUUGUGCUGAAUGAAUUAAACGCAUCGCUCGCUUCUGCAUUGAAGACAGGGUAUCACAGAUGAAUAAUCACGACUAUAUGAGAACAGCAUGAUGAGACUUUGCAAAGCUGGAC